GGUCACCAGUCGGGCCAGCGCCGGGCCAAGCUCAGCUGAGGAAGGGAACGCCACAACUCUCCUGCCGGCCAUGUUGUCUGACUGAGGGCAAUGGGAUAUGGUGCAAUAGUUUGUACACAGCUCGUGUCCAUCAUGGACGCGUUGUCCAAAGCGGCCGUGACUGAAAUCGGAAAACUGGUGGCGAUCGAGUCGAAGAUGCUGAAAAUCGAGAUCACCCGCGGGCGGAACGAAAUCGCGUCGCUCACGGAGAAGCUGCAUCUGAUGGAGACGCUGCUGCACAUGGCUCAGCGGGGCAGGCAGCAGGACGCCAGGGAAGCCUUGGACAGCGCCGCGAAAAGUGAGUUUACAUGGGAGAACAUCAGAUCCCCGCCCGAGACGAGCACUUCGCUCCAAGAUGAGCAGCAUCCUGCAACUGAGACGCCUCAGUUGGCAACAGAGCAUCCUCAACUGGUGGUGGUAAAGGAGGAGCCAACAGAGGUGGACAACAGAGAGCCGGAACGAGAAAGAGCAAGUGAAAACAACAGCCAGAAGAGUCCAGAUGUGAGCCAGCGCCACAAACCGGCGUCGGAACGCCACCUUCCCGUCUUCCUCGACUGCAUCGUGAGCCUGAACGCGACCUCGUGCCUCACCUCGCCCCAAAGGAGGGACACGCAGUGGAACCCCCAGCUAGCACCCGCAAACCACGAGGCCGGCAAAAGCUCGUCCCCGGACGCUCCCCCCCAAAGCUCGCUCCGGAGCGCCAAGAUGCACCACCUGAGGACCGCCGCCUCCGCCAAGAGGUUCGGCUGCUCGCAGUGCGGCAAAAGCUUCCGCUGCUACAGCCAGCUGGAAAUCCACCAGAGGAGCCACACGGGGGAGAAGCCUUUCCGGUGCACGCUGUGCGGGAAGCGCUACGCUCAGAAGGGCCACCUAUACACGCACCAGCGCACGCACACCGGCGAGAAGCCGUACCGGUGUCCCGUUUGCGGCAAGGGCUUCAUCCAGAAGUGCACCCUGGACAUGCACCAGCGCACGCACACGGGAGAAAAGCCUUUUGUGUGCGUCCAGUGCGGCAAAGGCUUCACAAAGAACUGCAAUCUGAAAAAGCACCUCUUGGUUCACCUCGAGUCCGAUUUGCAACUCUACGGUAGUAAUGCAACGCUGAGCGGAAUGUUCCAGAACGAAACCUCACCUAACACUGUGGCCGGUCUCGUGCCUUGCUCCGACACAGUUAGCUCGCGGAUCUGGUUUUGUCCAUUACAUGCCGGACGCGGCGAGACCGAACCGUCGAAUUAUUUCCGCGUCGAGAUGAUGUGCGACACCACCAACAGAAGCUUCCGCAUGCAGCUGGCGGCCAUCCUGGAGAAGCUCACCAAGACCGCCCUGGCGGAGAUCGGAAACCUGGCGGACGAGUGCUCGUCGGUCCUCCUGGGCGAGAUCUCCCUGCACAAGAGCGAGAACGAGGCCCUGAAGAAGAGGUGUUACUCCCUGGAGCUCCAGCUCAGGGCUGCCCGGGAGGCUCACUACUACCCGGCCCACGUCAACCUGAUAGGCCGGAGGAAUCCCGAAGGUCAAGAUGAUUGCAAAACCGACCAGCAGCAGCAGGUGGCCGCGCUGGCCAUCGACGGCGUCUUCGGGAAGGACUGGUGCAUGGACCUGUGGAGGGAAGACAAAAGAGCGUCCGCUCAAAGGAAAGAGGCAGCCGAGCCCGUUGCCAUGUCGAGCUUGGGAACGCAGGUGUUAGAUUUAAUCGACGCAGAACCCGAUCUCAUCUUCGUCAAGGAGGAAGCGUACGACGAUCAUCCGCUCGGGCAGCAGAUGAGGAUAACGGGAAACAGGAAAGACGGUCGCGCAGACGUCGGGCUGCUGGACGCCGAGCUCCAGCGCUCCGUCAACGAGCUCCAGCUGCACUCGGAUGAUCUGAACAGCUUCCCGUUGAUGGUGGACAGCCAAUCGCAGCGCACGCAGCCCAACAUCAUGGACAAGCUGAUUGAGGACGCCUCCAUGAGCACGCUGCUCGACGCCGCAGGUGUGCCUGCCGCCGCCGCCACAGCCGGGGACUACGUCAACUACGCCAGCGAUGUCCAUAGCGGCGUCGGCGCCAAAGAGCUCGCUAUCCUCCCCGCAAAACCCGCCAGACCGACCAAGCACUUCCAAUGUCUCUUCUGCGGCAAAGUCUUCAACUACCUUAGCAGCCUGAAGGUGCACGUGAGACGACACUCGGGCGAGAAGCCCUUCAACUGCACGUUGUGCGGCAAACGCUUCGCCCAGAAGACGUACCUAAAGCUGCACCAGCGCGUGCACUCCGGGGAGAAGCCGUACAGCUGUCCCGACUGCGGGCGCAGUUUCUCCCAGAAAAGCUCGCUGAACAUUCACUUUCGGACGCACACGGGCGAGAAGCCCUACAGCUGCGUGGACUGCGGGAAAUGUUACGCAUACAAGUACGGCUUGAACCACCACCAGUGUUUCAACCACAUGAAGACCACCUGAAUGGGAAGCGGAUGCAUGCGGUCGUGCUUUAGCUUUACCAAAGGAGUAUUAGGGCGAGAGUAAUGUUGGAUCGAUGGCAACUGGACUGUUCUUGUUGAUUUUAAAGAAAAAAAAAAAAAAAAAAAGAAUUCCCUUUCUUCCCAGUGUGGCCCUAAUACUCCUUUUUACUAAAUGAAGCAGGAGGGACAACAUUUAAAGUGGAUAACAUUGCUGUCAUUUAUUUUGGAUUUCUUAUGUGCUUGAAUUCCUUUAACCGGCCUUUUUCUCAGCUACACUCUUAAUUGUGCUGUCAUCUGCUUGCUGUUGGAAUGCAUGCGAAAAAUCCACGUGGGACGUACUGCAGUCCUCUCCGAUGUCAGUUUUAUGGCACUUGGUGUGAAUACCUCAUUGAAACGCUGACGUCAUCCUCAACGCAUGCCGUCACACGUUUGCUGUGCAUUGUUUGAAAUACCUCCUCCGAGGCCGGAGUCAACGGUCUUGUCUCGUAAAAGCCGGAAUAAUAAGGUCGUGCCGACGUGUAGCGUAGGCCUUCAACUACCUCAUCACAAUAGUAAAUAGUGCACAAAG
Molecule: messenger RNA, 3036 nt
Organism: Phyllopteryx taeniolatus (common seadragon)
Lineage: Eukaryota; Metazoa; Chordata; Actinopteri; Syngnathiformes; Syngnathidae
Product: zinc finger protein 236
Exons: 9
Coding region: 91-2469 (792 amino acids)
Biological process (GO): regulation of transcription by RNA polymerase II
Molecular function (GO): DNA-binding transcription factor activity; RNA polymerase II cis-regulatory region sequence-specific DNA binding
Source: RefSeq, a predicted model, not a curated record